AUGUCUUUGCAUUUCCCUGGUUCUGUCAUGCCUCCUCCGUGCUCCUUUGGUUCCCCUCAUUCCCACUCCAUGUCACAGUCAGUAUUUGCAGAUCACCUCUCUAACGCUUGUUUCCCCCCUUCUUUUAUUUUUGUCAUCUGGCAGGGGGACCCCAUACCCGAAGACAUUUAUGAGAUUUUGGGUGCCAGCUCAGUGCGCUCCAUCAGCGACCUCCAGCGUGCCCUGCGGAUAGACUCCGUAGAGGAGGAUAGCUCAAACCUGAGCGGGAAUGCAACUCAGCCCGGUCAAAACCCCGUGGCCCUGUCUCGAGAGCGACGAAGCCUAGAUGCUCUGGCAGCAGCAGAGCCAGCUGUUCUCGCAGAGUGCAAGACACGGGCAGUGGUCUUUGAAAUCUCCCGCAACAUGGUAGACAGCACUAAUGCCAACUUUGUGGUGUGGCCACCCUGCGUGGAGGUGCAGCGCUGCUCCGGCUGUUGCAACAACCGCAACGUGCAGUGUCGCCCCACGCAGAUUCGCAUCCGGCACGUCCAGGUGAACAAGAUCGAAUUUGUCCAGAGGAAGCCAAAAUUCAAAAAAGUCAUUGUGCCUUUGGAGGACCAUGUGCAGUGUCGGUGCGAAGCGGUGUCCCGUCAGCCCCCCAGGAACAGCCGGCCAGCGCCUCGUGAACAGAGACGCUUGUCACCGUCGUUCACCACAGCCGCUGUCUCACAGAGGCAGAGAGUACGCCGGCCCCCGGUGCAGAAGAGGAAACAUAAGAAGUACAAGCAUGUCAACGAUAAGAAAGUGCUGAAAGAAAUCCUCAUAGCAUAGAAGUGCUGGCAGGGGAGAGAGAGCACAAGGCAGGUUUAUUUAAUAUAUUUGCUGUAUUGCCCCCAUGGGGUCCUUGGAGUGAUAACUUUUCCUCUUCGUCCGUCUGCCUCAACAUCUGAUCCAGACGGCAAUUGGUGCUUCCCUUUCCAUCAGUGGACCUUCUCCCACCAAAGCCUCUCCUUUCUUUCAUUUAUUAGCAUAAUUUUAAAGUUUUACACACACAAAAAAGGACAAAC
Messenger RNA from Antrostomus carolinensis (chuck-will's-widow), 1046 nucleotides. RefSeq names its product platelet derived growth factor subunit B (gene PDGFB). The record is from RefSeq and is a predicted model, not a curated record. Gene Ontology annotation, cellular component: membrane. Lineage: Eukaryota; Metazoa; Chordata; Aves; Caprimulgiformes; Caprimulgidae. Bases 1 to 810 code for a protein of 269 amino acids. The transcript is spliced from 6 exons. Gene Ontology annotation, molecular function: platelet-derived growth factor receptor binding; growth factor activity. Gene Ontology annotation, biological process: positive regulation of ERK1 and ERK2 cascade; positive regulation of protein autophosphorylation; positive regulation of cell migration.